This is a messenger RNA of Aplysia californica (California sea hare), 401 nucleotides long. Its product is annotated as guanine nucleotide-binding protein G(i) subunit alpha. The record is from RefSeq and is a predicted model, not a curated record. Gene Ontology annotation, biological process: adenylate cyclase-modulating G protein-coupled receptor signaling pathway. Gene Ontology annotation, cellular component: heterotrimeric G-protein complex. Lineage: Eukaryota; Metazoa; Mollusca; Gastropoda; Aplysiida; Aplysiidae. Gene Ontology annotation, molecular function: G protein-coupled receptor binding; guanyl nucleotide binding; GTPase activity.
CAGGUGCAGAAUUCUUCCAUCCGGGCUUCUGUUUCAAAUGCUAAGAAGAGGAAGCAGAGUAAGGGCGUAGAAGCCGACUGUCAACAGUAGUUGUGCGGUGUGUGGUAUGGUGAUUAUAAAUUCUUACAAAUCUGAAUGAAUGAAUUCAAGGAUUUACCUGAUUUUGUGCCAGCGUUUCUUGUGAAUUUUGUUUAGACUUUUGUGGAUUUCAUAGCUGUUUGUGUUCUAAUUCCUUUAACAAUGGGGUGUGUUACCAGUCAAGAAGACAAGGCCGCUGUUGAACGAUCAAAACAGAUCGACAAAACCUUGAGGAUUGAUGGAGAAAAGGCAGCCAGGGAAGUCAAACUGUUGCUGUUAGGGGCUGGUGAGUCCGGGAAGAGUACCAUUGUCAAACAAAUGAA